This is a messenger RNA of Pseudophryne corroboree (corroboree frog), 2200 nucleotides long. Its product is annotated as oocyte zinc finger protein XlCOF8.4-like. Gene Ontology annotation, biological process: regulation of transcription by RNA polymerase II. Bases 308 to 1891 code for a protein of 527 amino acids. Lineage: Eukaryota; Metazoa; Chordata; Amphibia; Anura; Myobatrachidae. The record is from RefSeq and is a predicted model, not a curated record. The transcript has 7 exons. Gene Ontology annotation, molecular function: RNA polymerase II cis-regulatory region sequence-specific DNA binding; DNA-binding transcription factor activity, RNA polymerase II-specific. Gene Ontology annotation, cellular component: chromatin; PcG protein complex; transcription regulator complex.
CGGCGGCCAUUUUCUCAUGGUCUCUGACGCAUCGGAGGAUUCAAAUUUUGAAUCUCCCGCUCGCAACAACCGAUGACGGAAGACGUUGAGGGGACGGGGCCAACGUCACUUCCAGGCAGCUGCUCGCGCUGAUUGUGUAAUUCUGCAACGGAUAGGAGAGCGAGCUGUGGAGCGGUGAAGUGGCUGCUGCUUACCGAGCACCGUGCGAGGCGGCAGGCGAUACCAUUGUGCUGUGAGGUAUCGGAGCAUCUUUCUUAGAAGUCACAUGAGUGAGACCUUUUCUAUAUAACUCACUAAUUCACUGAAGAUGGACAAAACCAGGAUUCACAGGAGUGAAACGUUAUUAAAUCUAACCCUGGAAAUCAUCCACCUGCUGACUGGGGAGGAUUAUACAGUUGUGAAGAAAUCUAAAGAGCGUGUUAAACGCUGCAACCCUCCCCGUGCGUCAAAAAAAUUGAGCAAGACCCAGAGCUCCAUCACUAAGGCUCCUCCUCACUCACUGGUACAUGACAGAGACAAUGAUCAGAAGAUCCUGGAACUCACCAACAAGAUCAUUCAGCUGCUGACUGGAGAGGAGGGUCAGUAUAUAGACGAACAGGAGGAAAUGUUUGAGGAAACAACAAUGGAGAAUCACCAGCCCCUCACAUUUGUGGAUGGAGCCAGUAACAGAGCUACCCCAGAGAUACCUUCCAGUCCCCUCCAGUCACAGGACUGUACAGAGGAGAACCACAGUGUUCCUCAAGAGGAUCAGGAAGAAAACCUGUCUUUGGUUAAGGAAGAGGAUACAGAGGAGGAAGAGGAAGAACACCUUCUUGUUAAGGUAGAGGAUACAGAGGGAGAAGAGGACUAUGAGAGAGACGAUCAGCAGUGUGAGGAGGAAAUCCCUACAGAUAUUGGCACAGCAGAUGGAUUUAACACUGAGAUUACUUCAGAGGAACAUUUUGUAUCUCCAGACCAUGAAAUAGAAGGUGAGAACAUAGCGCAAGAUUCGGCAGAUGAAAAUCCUGUUACCCCAUCUAUACAUCCAGUACUUCACAGUGCGGUUGCCUCAUCUGAUCCUGCUUAUCUCGCGGACUAUGCUCCUGAUGACUCUGAUAUUGAAACCUAUAUUAGAGCUCUAGGUGUAGAGUAUCUUUUUCCCAGCUCUAUAGAUGGCAACUGUUUUAGCCAACACAUAGGUAUUAAAACCUAUCAGCCAGCAGAGACAGGUGAGCCACCAUUCCCACGGUCUGGUCGCAGAAAAUAUGUUGGAGACGCAUCAAAUGCUGUACCACGUAAGAGACGCAUCAGAGCAAACAGAAGCAUGCCAUGUCCAGAGUGUGGGAAAUGCUUUAGAGAUAACUGUUAUCUUAUACAGCAUCGGAGACUUCACACAGGUGAGUUGCCGUUCCCCUGCAAUGUGUGCCCCAAACGUUUUAUGAACAAAUCCUCUCUCGCUGUGCAUAUGAGAAGCCACACGGGUGAGAGGCCCUAUUCGUGUUCGGAGUGCGGAAAAACUUUUAUACAUAAAUCACACCGUAAAGAGCAUCUACGAAUGCACACAGGGGAGAAGCCAUAUCUGUGCACAGAGUGCGGGAAAUGUUUUACAACGAAAUCUGCCCUUGACGCACAUACGCGAAGUCACACAGGCGAGAGGCCGUUUUCCUGUGCAGAGUGCGGAAAACGUUUUCAGAAGAAAGAUAAUCUGGUUAUACACGGGCGAAGUCAUACGGGCGAGAAGCCGUUUCCAUGUCCAGAGUGUGGGAAAUGUUAUACCCAGAAGAAACACAUGCUUGAACAUCAGAGAAAACACACGGGUGAGAGGCCGUAUCCUUGUGUGGAGUGUGGGAAACGGUUUAUCAAGAAAUCGCACCUUGUCGUACAUCAGACACUUCACACUCGUAAUAAGUGAUUUUCAUGGAAAUUACGUUGGUGCCCUCAAAUCAUCACAUCUGAUGUCUCUUCUCCGGAUUCCCAAGCGUUGAUGCAGCAAGAUGCCGCAUUCUGUUCUUUCUGCUUUUGUUGUAUCAUCUUUUGCCUUUUUCCCUUGUAUAUCUGAGAGAUGGCCUUAUGUCUGCAUUCCGUACGUUUAUACCUGUGUUGUAUCUCUUUUAAACAUGUUUCCAGGUGUUUUUUGAUUGAUCUUAUAUUGCCAUUUCCCCCCACCCCUUCACUUUUUAGUUUGAAACGUAUUUAAAAUAAACUAUUGAAGUAAAAACAA